Molecule: messenger RNA, 2569 nt
Organism: Annulohypoxylon truncatum
Lineage: Eukaryota; Fungi; Ascomycota; Sordariomycetes; Xylariales; Hypoxylaceae
Product: WD40 repeat-like protein
Exons: 2
Coding region: 305-2344 (679 amino acids)
Molecular function (GO): protein binding
Source: RefSeq, a predicted model, not a curated record
GCCAAUAUACCCAAUACACCGCACUUCCUCCUCUGCCUUCUCUGGUCCUUAGUCCUGCGCGAACCCGUUAGUCUUGCGAAACUGCGAAACUUAAAACCGGGACGGCAACCAAAAAAAGAACCAGAAGGCACAUAAACGGCACAUACGGCUUAUACCUGGAUGGUCAUCAUCUAGCACGCCAACCUAGCACGCAAUUUCUCACCUCGUUUCACCGUACUCUUUAAUGAUCACCAUAGUCUCUCGGAUGGUGCAAUCUGAAUAAAACUCGCCUAAGGCUUUGUCCUUCGACCGGGCCACCACUCCAAUGCCCCUCGACCUCACCACCAUGGAUAGUCUCCCGUCCGUACCGAUACCCAACGGCCACGAGCCGUCGUCGAGACAGAAUGGUCACACUUUGCUUGCAAACAACGCCACCCUGACGAAUCUAAACCUCAUAUCCCCCACUAAGAAUUACGAUCACUUACAAAGACCGUCGCUGUUGUCCUUCCCGAACGAUCACCCCAACUCGAAACCGUCGAGAGAUAAUUGCGAUAGGCGAAGGCCCGAAGACCCGGAGGACGCCUCUCGUCUACCCAAUAUGUCCCAACAACUUAUGAGCCAAUCUGUCACCCCCUUCCUGCGGGAACAUAUCCCUGGAUUAUACGCACCGAUAGGAAAACCCGAUCUUCCGUCCAUGACUGCUUUGAAGACGAAGGACCCAAACAGUAAAUAUUGCUAUAGGCACCGCCCGGAUUCGAAAUGUCGUAGAGCGGCUGACGAGAGUAAGAUGGGAAUAAUACAAAGUGAACUCGAAACGUUGCCUGCCGCUGAUCGACAGGCCAUCACAAAUGUUUGGUCCUUAUUUUCAGCUGCUCCUUCGAAACAUCGCGAGCUUAUGUUGCAAGGGAUCAUCACCCAAUGUUGCUUUCCACAACUCUCUACGGUAUCUCGAGAAGUUCACGAACAAUUGAAGAUAGACUUCCUGACUGCCCUGCCGACGGAGCUGUCUCUAAAAAUUCUAUGUUACCUUGAUUGCUCUUCCCUUUGCAAGGCCGCGCAGGUUAGCCGACGCUGGAAUACCUUAUCAGGUGACGAUGUCGUUUGGCAUCGAAUGUGUGAGCAACAUAUUGGUCGGAAGUGUGUGAAGUGUCAAUGGGGUCUGCCGAAGUUGGAGAAAAAGAGAUUAAAGGAAUGGAAAAUUCAACAGCAAGCCGACGUGGAAACCCAGAGAGCGCUGGCAAUUAUUGGUCAUAGCCCUUCUGUCGGAAGCCCUGUUAAGCGUAGCGCAUCAGUUUUGGAGUGCACCGAAUCCGAGUCCGCUAAACGUCAGUGCGCCAAUGGUAUUGGCAACGGAAAUAAACCUACAGGCGCACAGAAGUUCAGGCCAUGGAAGGAUCUGUACCGCGAAAGAUAUCGGGUUGGAUCUAACUGGCGCUACGGUAGGUGUACUAUCAAAACGUUCGGUGGAGAGCAUACGAAUGGGAUAACGGCUUUGCAAUUCGACGACAACAUUCUUGCUACGGGCUCUUAUGAUUCAAAAAUCAAGCUCUGGGAUAUUGAGAAGGGCGAAGUUAUAAGGACUCUCCAUGGCCAUACGAUGGGUAUUCGAGCGCUCCAAUUCGAUGAUCGGAUGCUUGUAUCAGCUAGCCUGGACGGUACAGUCAAGAUAUGGAACUGGCGAACGGGUGUCUGCAUCAACACCCUUAAUCACCAAGGCGGCGUCAUAACUGUUCAUAUGGACGGUGAUCUUCUAGCUUCGGGAUCCAUGGACAGGUCGAUCAAGAUUUUUAACUUCAAGACUCAGCAAUCGUAUUCUCUACGUGGUCACACCGAUUGGGUGAAUCAUGUCCGCCUCGAUAUGGCAUCGCGUACGAUACUCUCUGCCUCCGACGACUGUACGGUAAAACUUUGGGAUCUCGAUUCUAAAGUGUGUAUCAAGACGUUCGAAGGCCAUGUUGGACAGGUCCAGCAGGUUCUUCCACUUCCAGACGAUUAUGAGUUUGAAGACGAAACCACACGAGAUGGAGAUGCUGCCUCUGUGACUAGUAACCGUAGUGGUACACCUCCUGGCUGUUCGUCUUCAAUAUCGCAAGCUCAAGUUGAUGAAGAGCGAGCUGCAUAUGGACCCAUCUUCCAGGAUGACCCCGAUCGGCCCUUGCCCCCACGGUAUAUGCUUACUGGGUCUCUCGACGCGACGAUGAGACUCUGGGAUACAGCAACAGGAAAGAGUCCGCGAACCUUCUUUGGGCACGUCGAAGGCAUAUGGGGUCUCGCGGCUGAUUCUUUGCGAUACGUUACGAGUGCGAAUGACGCGACGGGUAAGAAUCCAGAUUCCAUCUACAUUAUCUCUGCGAUCAUAUGCUAACCCUCUUAUUAUAGUCAAAGUUUGGGAUGCUCGAACUGGAAAGUGCGAACGGACCUUUACAGGUCAUGCAGGUCCCGUGACCUGCGUCGGACUGAGCGAUAGCCGAAUGGCAAGCGGAAGCGAGGACGGAGAAGUGCGUCUCUAUAGCUUCGAGGGUGAACCCUCGGAGGUAGAAGAAUUCGGGACCCCUGCUUAAGUUCCUUAAUAUCACUGGAGUUACCGAUG